AUUUACAUAUAAAGCUCAGUAUCAAAAAUUGUCCUUGUUCAUUUCGGGAUCUUGACACUAUCACUAUACUUGGUAGAACGGUCGUUAAAAUUAGGCUUACAGGCAUAACAACUGUAUUGCUGCUUUUCGCGACUUUGUUGAUUGUCGUCGAUUGUUGUAGUAAAGUAGUAACAGUAGAGGCGCAUGGCAGAAAACGAAAGACUACGCUUCGGGAUUCAAAAAUGGAGCAAAGGACAUGUACAGGGCUUACAGUGACAUGAAGGAAUCAGACUGGAAAUACUCUGACAAGUAUUUCCACGCAAGAGGAAACUAUGAUGCCGCACAACAUGGAACUGGCGGGAGGCAUGCGGCAAAGGUCAUCAGUGAUGCCCGAGAGGUUUACGGGUUUUUCUUCGGCGACAGUCCCGCGGACAGAGCCGCUGAUCAAGAAGCCAAUGAGCAUGGCCGCAACGGAGGAGAUCCGAAUAAAUAUCGCCCGAGAGGACUUCCAAAAAAGUACAAGAAAUAAACGUAUUUUCUACUUACAACCUGAUGUAUCAUAUACUGGAAGGCUCUGACUUUGUUCUAAAUUAUACUCUUCUGUGAAAUACAUGUUUAUCAAUAUGGUAUAC
This is a messenger RNA of Ruditapes philippinarum (Manila clam), 611 nucleotides long. RefSeq names its product serum amyloid A-1 protein-like. The record is from RefSeq and is a predicted model, not a curated record. Bases 236 to 508 code for a protein of 90 amino acids. Gene Ontology annotation, cellular component: extracellular region. The transcript has 3 exons. Lineage: Eukaryota; Metazoa; Mollusca; Bivalvia; Venerida; Veneridae.